AUGUUAAAGGUAAUGAUACUCAAAUGGGGGGCAGUGAUAAUUAUUUUCGUGUAACUAUUUCACUUAAAAAGGAACCAAAUACUGGACCAGUUUAUUGUAAAAUGGAAAAAACAAAUAAGUAUCGUCAGCAAAAAACUGUUAAAUUAUUUUGUGAUGCGAUGUACCGUUUUGAUGUGAGCUUCAAGCCACCUCAACAGUUAGAAUUAUUUAGCAUAGAUGGAGAAUUAAUAGAAGUAACAGAACAGUUUAGAGAUGGAACCGCAUGUGCUUACAGCGCUUAUUAUUCAACAAACAAUGCAAAUCCAAGUCCUCGGGGUCAGCGUAUAGAAUUGCCAAUGACAAUCCGGGUGUUUGGAUCAGAAGACCUAAAAAGUAGUCUUCAAAUAAAAUAUUAUAGGUCAGAUGACCACAAACACUGUGAAUAUGGCUCUAAGUUGCAUUGUAUUGAAUUAGAUUGUUCGAGUUUAGACGGCAAUCUUGCUACUGUCGACAAAGAAACUUAUAAAAAAAUUGGCGUUGAUCCAUAG
Molecule: messenger RNA, 527 nt
Organism: Cotesia congregata
Lineage: Eukaryota; Metazoa; Arthropoda; Insecta; Hymenoptera; Braconidae
Source: the annotation of a GenBank genome assembly